GGUGCGGCCGUGAGCUCUUGGGAAGUUCUGCUCGACUCCAGCUCGGCCUAACCGGUCCCUGUCCGACCGCACCGACCGCACCCGAGCUCCGUGUUUGCUCGGCGUCCGCCCGGCCAGCCAUGGGAGCCCUGUGCCGCUGCUUCUCCGCGAUUCUACUUCUGCUGCAGGUUUCAUCGUUGCUCUGCCAGGAGCCAGAACCCGAGCCCUGUCGUCCCGGCUUCAGUGCCGAGGUCUACACGUUCCUGGUGCCGGGGAGGCACCUGGAGAGAGGCCGCGCCCUGGGUAGAGUGAGAUUUGAAGGGUGCACUGGUCGGCCAAGGACAGCUUACUUUUCUGAGGACUCCAAAUUCAAAGUGGCUCCCGACGGUGCCAUCACGCUCAAGCGACCUCUAAACCUUCAUAAACUGGAGACGAGUUUUCUUGUCCAUGCCUGGGAUUCUACUCACAAGAAGUUUACUGCAAAAGUGAUACUGAAGUCUGUGAGGCACCACCAACACCGCCACCACCACCAUGACCCUGCCUCUGGAUCCGAGCCAGAAGUGCUCAUGUUUCCCAGCUCUCACCAGGGUCCCAGAAGACAGAAACGAGACUGGGUCAUCCCCCCCAUCAGCUGCCCAGAAAAUGAGAAGGGCCCAUUUCCUAAAAAACUGGUUCAGAUCAAAUCCAACAGGGACAAAGAAACCAAGGUUUUCUACAGCAUCACUGGCCCAGGAGCUGACAGACCUCCUGUUGGUGUGUUUAUCAUUGAGAGAGAAUCGGGCUGGCUGAAAGUGACGGAGCCUCUGGAUAGAGAAAAUAUUGCCACUUACACUCUCUUCUCCCAUGCUGUGUCAUCAAAUGGGGAGGCAGUGGAGGAUCCCAUGGAGAUUUUGGUCACAGUGACCGAUCAGAAUGACAACAAGCCAGAGUUCAUCAAGGAGGUGUUUGAGGGAACUGUCCAAGAGGGCGCUCGUCCAGGAACCUCUGUGAUGCAGGUCUCAGCCACUGACGCAGACGACGAUGUGAACACCUACAAUGCUGCUAUUGCCUAUACCAUCAUCAGCCAAGAUCCUGAGCUGCCUCACAAAAACAUGUUCACUGUUAAUAGAGACACAGGGGUUAUCAGUGUGCUCACCUCCGGACUGGACCGAGAGAGUUAUCCUAAAUAUACCCUGGUAGUUCAAGCUGCUGACCUUCAAGGCGAAGGCUUAAGCACAACAGCAACGGCCGUGAUCACCGUCCUCGAUGUUAAUGACAACGCUCCCAUCUUUAACCCAACCACGUACGUGGGUCAAGUGGAUGAGAAUGAGGAAAAUGCGUAUAUUGCCACACUCAAAGUAACUGACGAUGAUGCCCCCCAUACUCGAGCGUGGCAGGCCGUGUACACCAUAGUCAAUGAUCCUGACCAUCAGUUUGCUGUUAUCACAGACCCCACCACCAAUGAUGGCAUGCUGAAAACAGCCAAGGGCUUGGAUUUCGAAACCAAGCAGCAGUAUGUUCUAUAUGUGACAGUGGCCAACGAGGACCCCUUUGAGGGGAAUCUUGCCCUUUCCACAGCCACUGUGACGGUGGAUGUGGUGGAUGUGAAUGAAGCCCCCAUCUUUGUGCCAGCCGAGAAGAGGGUGGAAGUACCCGAAGACUUCGGUGUGGGUCAGGAAAUCACAUCCUACACUGCCCGCGAGCCAGACAUAUUCAUGAACCAGAAGAUUACGUAUCGGAUUCUGAGGGACACUGCCAAGUGGCUGGAGAUUAACCCAGAGACUGGUGCCAUUUCUACUCGGGCUGAGAUGGACAGAGAAGACGUGGAGAACGUGAAGAACAGCACGUAUACAGCUCUCAUCAUCGCUACAGAUAAUGGUUCCCCAGCUGCCACUGGCACAGGGACUCUUCUCUUGGUCCUAUCUGACAUCAAUGACAACGCUCCCAUCCCAGAACCUCGAAGCAUGCAAUUCUGCCAGAGGAACCCACAGCCCCAUGUCAUCAACAUCAUCGAUCCAGACCUGCCCCCCAAUACAUUCCCCUUCACUGCUGAACUCACCCACGGGGCCAGUGUCAACUGGACCAUCGAGUACAAUGACCCAGGCCAAGAAUCUCUCCUUUUGAAGCCAAAGAAGGCCUUAGAAUUAGGUGAAUACAAAAUCAACCUCAAGCUCAUGGAUAACCAGAACAAAGACCAGGUGACCACACUGGACAUCCUUGUGUGUGACUGUGAAGGGGCUGUCAACAACUGCAUGAGGGCAGGCUAUGUAGAAGCAGGAUUGCAAGUUCCUGCCAUCCUCGGCAUUCUUGGAGGGAUCCUGGCUUUGCUGAUUCUGAUCCUGCUGCUCCUACUGUUUCUACGGAGGAGAACGGUGGUCAAAGAGCCCCUGCUGCCUCCAGAUGACGACACCCGGGACAAUGUGUAUUACUAUGAUGAAGAAGGAGGUGGAGAAGAGGACCAGGACUUUGAUUUGAGCCAGUUGCAUAGGGGCCUGGAUGCUCGACCUGAAGUGAUUCGAAACGAUGUGGCUCCCAGCCACCUGAGCAUGCCCCAGUAUCGUCCCCGACCAGCCAAUCCUGAUGAAAUUGGGAACUUCAUCGAUGAAAAUCUGAAGGCAGCUGACAGUGACCCCACGGCACCCCCUUACGACUCUCUGCUGGUGUUUGACUAUGAGGGGAGUGGUUCCGAAGCUGCUAGCCUGAGCUCACUGAACUCCUCCGAGUCGGAUCAGGACCAGGACUACGACUAUCUGAACGAGUGGGGCAACCGCUUCAAGAAGCUGGCUGAUAUGUACGGUGGCGGCGAGGAUGACUAGGAGACUAGAGAGGAGCCCCUGGGUGCAGCCAUGGAAGAUUCAGAAUAAUGUUGCCAGUGGCCUUUCGUCUCCUUCCCCAAGUUUGUAAAAAGAGAGACUGAUUUGUUAUGCGGUUUGCAUGGUGGCCUCGCUCUACCAGUCUACUGUGUUAGAAUGGUUGUCAUUUGUUCUUGAAAUCAGUUUUUUAUUUUUACAGGGCUGGGAUUUGAACUCUGCCACUGAGUCACAGGCCCACCCUCUCCUUAUUUUAAUUUUUCUCUCCUUUUCCGUGGAUGGGAUGAAUAUGGGGCUUUACAGUGAGAGGCGAGUCCUCUUGUUACCGACCUAUUGCCCCAGUUGAGAGUUUUUUAUUUCAGAAUGACAAUUCAAGCCUCAGAAGGGUCAGCUAGCACUGGCAGUUUAAGAGAUAGGGGAGAGGGUCUGCCCUAUUUCUCUUUCAUUGUGUAUAGGAAAUGGUUUGUUUUUGUUUUUGAGCUAGGGAUCUAGACAAGUUCCAAGGCCUUCAGCCCACACUAAAAAUUUUAAAUUGUGUACUUUCCCACAGUUAUUAUGUUUGUGUUCUGUAUUCUCAUACCCACUUAUGCUCCUGAAUUCUGUUGUCCUGCCCAGGUGCUAUAUUCUAUGAUGCGGAAGUGACUGGGUCUUUUUGUGGUGAGAGACAGGUAUCGUGGUAGGGGUGCGACUGAAGGGGUAUUGUGUGAUUUAAAGACCUUCAUAGUUUUCCUUCCUCACCUCCAGAUUUCUCACUUGAAAUGGGAAUUCCUGUGCGGAGUCACUGUCCUCUAGGUGAAAGUCACAGUGGGGUGUGUUGCUCCAGUUCUCUGUAGGGAGCCAUGACCACAGCUGGUAGGAAGGCUUUUAGGCCCCCUUUGGUUUCUUAUGCUUCCUUCACACCAACGUAAAAGAGCCGUGUGCUCUGAGACUCCCCAGUGCCUGGCGUGCUGCAGUCAAAGACAGCAAAUGCGAGAGACUGGCUCGUGGGCAGCACGUGUGUCAGGGUGCCUGGCCAGCUCACACGCUGAUGGUGAGGCUUGAACUCUUUCUCAGAAAACUUCUGGAAGAAUAGAGGGGUCUCACCAUGUGCUUCCUGGCUGGAGUCCUUUUCUGCAGCUUCCGAAGCCCAGGAAGCAUGCCCUUCCAAUGCCUGCUUUUGAUGGUAGCUACAGAAAAUGCUGGCUGAGUAGGGCCAAGUAUGCAUAGAAAACCGAGACUGUUAGAAAUUGUGCAUUUUCUCGUAGAAGCAGGAAGAAACACUGUUCCAAUGGGAGAAAGGGGGCGAGGGCCUUGAUUUGAAUCUUUUAAUUAAAAAUGAAAAUUUCAGCUUUUUGAUAACCACUGGAGAGAAUUUUGUUAAAAGUGCUUUACUCGCGACUAUUUUUUGGAAGAAAAUAAUGACUGCAAUCAACUGUGAGAACUGUUGAUUUCUCUGUAGUUAUAUGUCUACUGUAGUCAGUGUAGAGUGUCACUUGUAUGUAGUUUGAGUGUAUAUGUGUGUGGGUACUGAUAAUUUUGUAUUUU
Microtus ochrogaster (prairie vole) is the source of this 4292-nucleotide messenger RNA. RefSeq names its product cadherin 1 (gene Cdh1). Gene Ontology annotation, molecular function: calcium ion binding; cadherin binding; beta-catenin binding. Gene Ontology annotation, biological process: synapse assembly; calcium-dependent cell-cell adhesion; cell-cell junction assembly. Gene Ontology annotation, cellular component: catenin complex; adherens junction; apical junction complex. Lineage: Eukaryota; Metazoa; Chordata; Mammalia; Rodentia; Cricetidae. The record is from RefSeq and is a predicted model, not a curated record.